Messenger RNA from Lingula anatina, 3265 nucleotides. RefSeq lists its product as uncharacterized. The record is from RefSeq and is a predicted model, not a curated record. NCBI's taxonomy places the organism in Eukaryota, Metazoa, Brachiopoda, Lingulata, Lingulida, Lingulidae.
AUGGCGGCCGGUGGAGAUCAAAACUACCACCGCCGCCUAGACCGAAGUUUUGAUGAUUUGUCCAAAUUACCUGACCAAGAUCAAGCCUUGGUAUAUAAACUUCGGUCUGCGAUUGAUGGAGCACGCUCAAAAUUCAGCAAACUCCGAGAUUCGGUGGACGAAAAAGAUGAACUUCUUAGUAAAGAGACUGCACUAAGGAGAGCAGCUGAACAGAAACUGGAGGCUCAGCUGGUUAACAUGUACCCAGACCAAAGUGUGAAUGAUGAGCUCCAUGAGAGACUGCCCAGAGCAAGAAGGAAAAGCUCCCCUACAAAAUCUCCAGUCAUAGAUGAAUGGGUCAAGGAAGAAGAAACAAAAGCACAGAGGAACUCAAAAGAAAAUGAUUCAGGUACGGAAACAGACCCACCAGGAAAGCCUCAUGGUCGCAGUAAAACUAAAAAGAGGCCAAAAAGUGGGAAAGAUUCAUCAAGACAUAGCAAGAAGCACCACAGAAGAUCGUGGAGUGGAACUGAGACCCCAUCUGAAGAUGAACACCACAGUGCUCGUCAUAUGCACAUGUCUCAGACUUUUCCUGGCUUCUCAUCCAUGCCACAGGGAGGUUAUGGUGGUCCUGUUCUUCCACCCAUGGGAUACUAUCCACCUUUUCCAUAUGCACCACCCCCUCCAGUGAUUUAUGCACCAUCCCCUCACAUGCAGCCCCCAUACUCUAGUGUCUUUUCUCCCCCUGCUGCUCAAUCCACACCUGGGCGCCAUGAAGGUCAAAUUGCAAGUGAACAUCAGGGUCAAGGUCAUCCACAGGGUGAAGCUCAAACCCAGAAAUCAGGUCAAUCACAACGUCAGCCACAGGAUGUUGGCCAUGAUGCUACACUGAGUGUCCCAGUAAGUGGGGGUUCACCACCAGUGGCUGGUAACUUGGGGGUCCGAAGGCACAGCGAUCCACAUGCAGAGGGAAACGCAAAGAAGAGAUCACCCCACAAAAACCACACCGUGAUUGGUUUGCCACAUGAUGUCACUGUUGGUCAAGAUAGUCCUGUUGCUGGUGAUGGCAGUUAUAUUUCAGUGCCUGUGGAUGAUAAGAGUAGAUACUUGGAUCAGAGUCGUCAGGUUUCUCUCCUGCUCUCAGAAUUAGAUGCUGCUAAAGACUUGAAUAAGAAGCUUUCUGACAAACUGUCAGAAACAGAAAAAGAACUUGAGUCAAUCAAAAUUGCCAUGAAAGCUAAGGCAACAGAAUCAGAAGCAGAUUUGGGGGCAAGAGCAACAGCAUUAGUGGAAGAGUUGUACAGGGCACAAAAGGAGAGAGAUGCAUCAGUAAUGAUGAGGCUGAGGUUGGCCAAUGAGGAGCGUGAUGAAGCCAUAGAAAGAUGGAAACAAAUGAACCAAAGCUUGGCUAGUGUUGACUCUGGGACUGAACAAUCAGAUGAAGAGGAUGUGGAUGUUCCUAGUUUGCUGUCCAAACUUAACCAGGCUGAAUCUCCAAUACAAAUUGGAAAACAUGGACAUCUGAUUAAAGACAAAAUCAGUGGGACAAAAGCAAGAAGAAAAGAAAUCACAAUGGAAGAAAUGAAGGCAAUCCUGGAAGAGAGAGAUGCUUUAUUGGCAAAGUGCAAGAAACUUGAACAAGAACUGAUUAAACUCCAAAGAAAUGGCAGCAAAUACUCCCCCCAACAUGAAAAAGAACAGGCAAUUAAGGCAAAGCUUCUGGCGACCCAGCAAGAGAGGGACAUGGCACUGGCAAAGGCUAGAAAGAUGGAAGAGGAAAUGCAGAACAUCAGGGUCUAUUAUAGCCUUCAUAAGUCGCUGUCUCAAGAAGCUAACAUGCGCGAUCAAUUCAACAACACCCUUGGUAACAUCGAAGUCCAACUAAAGCAGAAAGAGGCUGUAUACGAAAAGGUGCAGAAAGAUAGCAACCAACUGUUGGCACGCCUCAAAGGGGUACAGAUGGAGAAAGAGCAAGCGAUGGCCGAAUUAAACAAAUCCAGGAUGGCACAGAAAGAGGCUGAAGAAAAUGCAGAAAAAAUGGAAAGACUGGUGAAUGUAUUGCGUCGCAAGAUCAGUGGACUUGGGAUGAAACCCGAUGACUGAUUUUCCCAGUUGGUUCAAGAGAAAGAAAAAAAUCAAGAGUACUCCAGAUUUUUUAGCCAAGGAGAUAAAUAAGGAAAAAUCACUCUGUCAACCAAUACCAAAAAAUACCAACUUUGCAACUUUACUUCCUCAUGCUUUGAUUCUUGGUCUUUGCAUCAGUUGCUACCAAAAGUCAGGUUUGACAAUUCAAGAAGUAUUAUUUUUAUUUCUUAAACAGUUUUAUGCACUGUUAGAUAUAACCGUAGGAUCUAUUUGGAUAUAUCAUAUAUCAUUAAAUUGUAAUUGAUUUUAGUUCUUUAACAAAAUAUAUAAUGUAAUAUAUAAUGAUAUGUCUAUGUAGCACUUCAUUAAGGAAGCACUGUUGUUUAUAGAUUACAGAUAUACGUCCUUAUUUUGUUAUAAGAUUAAGCAAGUUUUUUUAUUUUGAAAUUUGUUAUGCAGCGUUGAUUAUUUUUCUUCUGAUGCCACAUAUUUUGAUCAUGGUAGAAAUUGCAUGAUAGCAAAUUUCGUUUUCAUGCUUGUUCUGUUUUCUGAUUUACAUAAUUUAAACACCAUACAAAGCACUGGUUUUUUGACAAAUACGUCCAGCCAUGUAGAAAGUUUUUUCUGUCACAGAUUGACAGUGUUCAAUACAGCAUUGUGUCCUUUUAAAAGGUAAUGUCAACGAGCAUUUGGCAUUUAAGGGCUUUAGAGUAUAAAACUGCAUUAAUCAUGUUUAUCUAUAAAUUAAAGAUAUUAAAAGAUGAAUAUUCAAUAUAUUGCAAACAACAUAUGUUUGUGGGCAAAUACUCAGUAGAAUGCGAGAAUCAGAUUUGCAUAUAGAUUGCUUGAUUGUAACCAGUACCAAACGGAGUUUUGUUUUGUUUGAAUCAUUUUAGUCACUGAAAUUAUAUCUAAACCAGUGUGUAUUUGUUUACUCUAACUAGGUAUCUGUCCAUUGUUUGAUCCGUCCUUGUCUUUAAAUGUCUGAACUUUUGAAGGUUUUUUGUACUAUUAUUAGUAUCAUUAUAAAUAUUUAAGAAACGAUUUAUGCGUUUCGAGAGAAAACCAUGUGUAUACAGGUUUUUCUGAACUAUGCAUUUAAUGAGAAUUAUGCUACAGGUUAUUUAUACAACUUUACACCAUUUUUGUGCUUUGUAAUCACAAGAAGUUUUCUUCAUUAAUAAAGAAUUUUGCGGCCUUA